This is a messenger RNA of Trypanosoma cruzi, 309 nucleotides long. RefSeq lists its product as uncharacterized. The transcript has a single exon. Bases 1 to 309 code for a protein of 102 amino acids. The record is from RefSeq and is a predicted model, not a curated record. Lineage: Eukaryota; Euglenozoa; Kinetoplastea; Trypanosomatida; Trypanosomatidae.
AUGCCCCAGGAGAGGAGGAAAAGCGGUACGAUGAUGUGCGUGCCCGCCGGGAGCCCGCCGUGGAGACUGCAGGGCAUUUGGCAUCGCAGGUCGUUCGGUCGCGACGUGAGGCGCAUCAACCGCGAUUGUCGACGGCUGAAAAACAAACGAGGGAAUGUGUUGCUGCGCGUCUGGCGCUCCCCACCCAUCAAAGCACCAGCGGGCAACGCGGGCUUUCCUCAAGGCAGCGCCGACGCCGCGAGGGAGACCCGUCGCAAGGAGGAGUGGUACCCUGCCGCCGUCGCCACCGUUCUCCUGUCCGCCCACUAA